Messenger RNA from Pomacea canaliculata, 3351 nucleotides. RefSeq lists its product as uncharacterized. NCBI's taxonomy places the organism in Eukaryota, Metazoa, Mollusca, Gastropoda, Architaenioglossa, Ampullariidae. Bases 572 to 1009 code for a protein of 145 amino acids. The record is from RefSeq and is a predicted model, not a curated record. The transcript has 5 exons.
UCCCUUUCCGAGGUGACUCGAAGAUUUCCCACAGGUGUUCUACACCCAAUCUUAGGGCCCGCAGUUGGACACAAAGGAUGUUCCUGUGGCACAUGACGGUUUGCAGAGCACACAGUAACACGUACAGUUAGGAAAAAGGAUGUUGCACCAUCUAUAUAUCGAGAUAUAGGCCUCUUCUAGAUAUCCGAAUGUGUCAUCAAGAGAGACCCUCACCUGUGUAUUUAUAACGGUGUAUCGUGUCACAUAGGAGACACUUCCUCGUCCAAGAUCGCGUCAUACCUGUUUGCUUCACUCCGGUUAGAUAUACUUCCUUUUUCGUUGUCUCUUCAGGUGAAGGGCUGUAUGGUGUUUGUCAUACACCACGUGAAGAUUCUCUAAGAAGCGCGAAAAUCUGCCUGCAGUGUCCACAGUACCAGACACGUGUUGAGUACCCGUAACACUCUACCAUGUUUAACGGCGCCACCUGAAAACCACAGACUUCAGGAACAGCAGAAGAAAUCAUUUCUGUCGGAUUAGCAACAACCCAUCUUUACCCCCCACCCCGACUUCCAAGUCCGACAUUUUCGUUCAGAUGGACACGACGGACGCCCCUGACCAAGACACCUGCUGUCAGCUGUGGAAGCAGUCUCAGGAGGAGCUGGUCCAGCUGAUGCUCAAGCUGAAGGAGAUCGCCCACAAGUUCGACAUCGAGACCACCAGGUGUCUCACUGGCGGAGGUCAGGGUGCGUGCAUCGUGCUCGAGAAUGGAGGCACCUCAACGUUAAGCCUGAAGAAAGUCAUGGACGAUCUGGACAACAGCGUGGACAACCUGCAGAAAGAAGUGUACAGACAUUUAUUCCACGCACACAGCAGUGUGCCGCUGCGACGUCAAAGAGGCCGAACAGAGAAUGACAGAGACAGUGCGUAUCACAGCGCAAAUAUCAUGCCUCCAGUCCCAGAGACAGGUGACGAAGAUAAAUGUGGAGAGGAGAGUCAGCCUUUUGAACACGAUGAGAGUGGUAAUGCUUAGAGGCAGAGUGCAUCAGACAGCUUCUGAUCACUCAACUGGCCUCUGAACAUUUCAAGAGAAUAAUGAUCCGCAAAGGGAGAGCCAUUCUGGGGAAAAAAUUCGCCUGUCCUCAGUUUGAGCAUAUGAGACGUGAGCAGUAAAGAAGUUUGAUAAAAUCUACGGGCUUACGACGUGAUUGACACGUGUACGUCGUCGGCCGACGCUUGCCGAGGAACAAUGAAUCAUGGCGAAACACGUCUUUCCAUGUGGAAACGCAGACUAAUGGCUCUGCUAACUCCAAAUAGUCACUCUGGAAUAUCAUCUUCAAUCAAAGAAUAAUAGUAUUUUCAACAGACAUGGGUUCCUUCCCUCUUCCCGUCCAGCUGGUUAUUUUGGGGACAAAAUACGUUAACCAGUCAUUUAUUUUUCUUCGUCCUCACGCAGCUAGCUCACAAGCUUCAAGGUUCUUGGACGUCUGGUACCCUGAACUUGCUUGUUAAAAGUAAGCUACAGUAGCUUGAGAUAAAAUGAAAUGAUGUAAGCACAAAACUUUUAGAGACGGCUUGAGACCCAGGUCUAAACUUCAGAACUUUGCUCCAAAAUGUGCUGAUCGUUGAUCCGUUGGGCGGACGCACUAAACUAUUUGUUCCUGUGAUCCAGUUUUCUGUAAUCAAACUGCUCACGUCAUUCAAGCGAUCCUUUAUCGUAUCGUAAUGGAGAACUGCCAGAGGAAUACGAGAAAAAAAUCUGCUGUAAAUUCGUAACUGAAGAGAUGGUAUACAGGGUUCCAGUCUUAGUAUUUGCCCCUUGCUGAAGUGUUUUUAAUUUCUUUUUCAAAUUAAGAACACAUUCCACGCUGCUUUGCUACGUGUGUUGAGACAUUUCAUAAGGUAUUUAUGAUGUCUUCGGUGAUGUUAUUAAUGUUUAAUGAGAUAAAGUAUAUUUUUCUACCGAAAUAAUUUCGGAAUCUUUCAUAUUCACAAGAGCUUUACUGCAACCUGGUGUUGAACAUAAUUAUGUUUUCAGAGGUCCUAUUAAUUAAUGGCUUUCUUAAAUAUGUUUUACUUCCUGUUUAUUUUCUAAAGCCUUUACACUUACGGAAUCUGAACUACACCCGGUGUGGGACACGCGUCUGAAUUUAAACGUAACCAUCUCAUCAGUGAUAGUAUUAAGGGCUAAUUACUAUUAAUUAUCUUCCGUAUAUUUUUCGAGUUAUAUAUUUUCUUAACCCUUUACAUAUUCAAAUUACAGACAAUCUAUGCAUUUAAGAUUCUGCGACCAUAAAAAGCUUUAUUUUGCUUUCACUUCCAAAAAUUAAAAAGUUAUUUUAGAUCAUAGCCCAGAACAUUUCUUGUUUACCUAUUAAUCAUCGACACAACAUAAGCAUCCUUCCCUACCCACCGCUUUCCCCUUUCCCACAAACACCUACUAUAUAUAUAAAGAAGGGGUGGUGUGUGUUAAAUAUAUUUUGUCAGGUUGCUAAAAAAAAGGUGUACAGUUUUAAUAUCUUGCAUUUUGAAAAAAAAAUUGGAAUACAUAGCGUGGCUGUACAAGAUUUUGGUCUCGAUGGUGGUCGUUAUCAACUAUGCAAAUAAAAAUGUUGACAGAUGGCUUUUGAAUGGCACAUUUGGUCCACCCGAUAGACGGUGUGGUUCUGAAUACUGUAUUAAAUAAUUCUAUGAUCCUUGUGGAAAUGUUUUUGCGGGAUUUCAAAUGAUACACUAGUGGCUGUGAUGACUUCUUAUGAUGUCGAUAUUGGAUGAAAUUUUUCUGUCUUGUACUGGCAGUUUAUGUGCGUGUCAAUGUGUGUGAGAGUGCGCACGUGCAUGUGCGAGUUGGAGAGAGAAAGAAAGAAAUGGAGGUGUUUGUGUAUUCGAGUAUGGAAAUCUGAGGACAUGAUAUGUGUGUGUGUGUGCUCCAUCCCUUCCCAUGACACGAAAUCGUCUACCAAGUAAUUAAUACUUAAGAUUACCCGCCCAUACCAGUCUAAUUUUUGAAAUAGUUUAAUUGUGCCACUACACCAGUGUAACAGUAACUGUACCCUUUGUCUUACGCAUGUUCCGCUCUGUUACCUUUUGCUCUCGAAAGUAACUUGGGGCCGAAUGCAUGAAGAGAAACAAUAACCAAAGUCUGGGACUAUGCAAAGUGUCCUAAGACAGAGCGUUGUCCCUGUUGGUUGAAGUCCGGGAAGACAGAAAACUUGGUCUGACUUUGGACAAACAACAAACAACAAACAACGUGUCUAGCAGGAUGUCUUGUCUUUCAGGUUAAACAUUUCAGGGUGAACUGCCUACUUUGUGAUGUUUUCUCCUUUACUUUUACACUGACGCAGUCAACGUGAAUAAAGUUUAACACCUUGGUCA